AUGGAAGCUGGCAAAUCUGAGACGCAGCCUAUUGCUGACGAUACCACGGCUUUAAACUCGCAUCCUAUUUACUCUAUGAUGAUGAGAUACGACCCCCCAAUUGAUCAAGACGCCAUUGGCGACUCUGCUAGUGACGCAGCAGAAGAUGUAAAUGCAGCCUUUUUACAUUUAUCUUUCAAGUCAAGCAUCACCGACCACCUUGACAUCAGGUACAACAUUUCGGAAGAUGCUUGUCUCGCUCACCUCAAGCUGCUUCAUGCUAUUCAGUCAAUGAAGGAGGAAGUUGGCUACACCGACGGACUCUGGAAUCUCUGGAAUGACCGCGGCAAAUGGGCUCUAGAUGACUUACGGGCCGACGCCGACUGGCCAGCGAUACGCAUGCUUGAAAAGUCCAAUGCUCAAACCGUGACACAAGUCGGUCAAAGCAGGAUUCGCGAGAAGAGAUGGGCGCUUUUUGUCGCCCGCGCAGUGGACCGAUACGAGGCGUGGUGGAGGUCUCUGGUGGAAAAUGACAUGCUGACCGAAGAAGAUAUGGCGGACCCUGAUAGCUACAAGUUCAAGAAAUUUCCAACUUCUCGAAGACUAGUAUGGGAAGAGAGGAUGCUACCGCCCUUAGACGUGUUGAUGAUUCUUCAUACUCACAUGCUUAACCCUCGUUCUUUCCUUGAGGAUGCAAUUCGAUACGGCCUGGGCAUAUUUUGGGCCUCUGGUAUGCCGUGGAAGUUGAUUCACCAAGCAAUUGAUGCAGAUUUCAACUAUAAUGUGUCUCAAAAAGCAAAGAAAUAUUGGUCAGCUCAAACUAGCCGUCGUUGGCGGAACCGCAAAGAUCCCAUGACGAGGGUAGUCCAAUGCCCAUUUUGUCAAACGGACAAUGAAGUUCCAUGGACGACCUGUGGAGCCAGCAGAGAAGCAAACCAUGAAGAAUUUAACGGUCUAAUUGGUAGCGGCUUUGGCGAUGGCAAGUUCAGCCACAAAUGCUCGUCUUGCGGGCAUGAGAACUACAAAGAGCUCCUAUCGCUGUCAAAAUUUGUUGCAGAUGCUUCUGCUCUUUUAGAAAAAUCCACACCGAUGCCGGGAACGAUACUUGACCCCAAGUCUGGCUGCCCCGAGCUCGUAACGAAGAAUAAAUGGGGUCUCAGACUUCCAAGAACGUUCCCAAAUCGCAUGAUAAAAAUAGAGCUUCGAGACAAGAUUCUGGAACUGAUCAAACCGCCAGCUGAUGAAAAUGGGAAUAUCACAAAGGAGAAGCCCAAGAGUAAGCGCAAAAGUAAAAGCAAAGAUACGAAUAAAGAUAAAGACAAAGACGCAAGCAAGACACCUGUUCAGUUAAGCAUGGUCGCGGUGAGGAAUAUGAUCCAAGAGACUUUGUCUGACUAUAAAAAGAUUCGAAACAUAGACUCCGAUAAGGGACCUUUUGGUCGCUAUCAAAUACACACCUGGGCUGGAAUCUCCAUCCGCAAAAUGAUGAGCCGAUACUGGCAAAAUUUCUCUCCAUUCGCGCUUGACCUUUGCGCUGCUGUUAUGCGUCAAGGGGUCUUUAUUGAAAAAAUGGUCAAGAUUGACUGGCUUCACAGUCCCAACGCAAGAGACACCAUGUCGCGACUUAUUACGAAAUACGAAAGAUUCAUACAGAUCAUGUGGAAACAUCCUACGAAGAUGGUCGUGCCGACGCUGGACGUGGAUUUGGCUUGGCAUACGCACCAGCUGAGGCCUUCGCAUUAUUACUAUUACACAGUCUCAAAAACUGGAAAAUUUAUCGAUCAUGAUGAUAAGAUUGACGAAGACAAGCUCAGCAGGUGCUUUGAAUGGACGACGAAGACAUAUCAAAACAUGUUUGGAGAGGUAUACAGCGAGUGUACAUGCUGGUAUUGCGAAACAAUUCGUUCCUCACAGAUAUCAGGACUCGGCAAGGUGCUCGGCAUCUCAACCAACGACAAACUUUCCGACACGUUUCAUGCCUCCGGCGAAGCUGAAACGCAUACGUCAGACACUUCGGCUCACAUUUCUUUCCACAAUGCUGUGAAGACGAAAGAGACAAAAGAUCGAAAGAAGGUUACAGCGAGAGUGCGCGCACGCCAGCGCCAAUGGCUCGACCAAGAGUACAAAAAGGCGACAAAGAGGGCAGAAAAGAAAGGUCGAACGCUGCCUCCUAAAGAAGAUUAUUUCAGUCGAUGGGGUACCAACUAUACUGUGCACGGGCCCUACCCUUUUCCUCCAUCGUUUGCACCUGGGAUAUACUACGGGUGGGAUCCAUCCGUAGUCCCUAAUGGCGCAGCAGCGUGGGCGAAUUGUGCCGCCUAUACGUGCGGCAAUGGGAGCAUAGCUGCUGGUUCUUGCGGAGGCCCUGGAGGAUGCAUCAAUGGCAAUGGAGGGACUUGCGGAGCCAGCGGUGCUGGAUGUGGUGGAGGGGUUGUGGGAGGAGCUGGAGGGGGAGGAGGCACUGGAGGAUGCGGAGGGGGCUGUGGUGGUAGCUGA
Messenger RNA from Trichoderma gamsii, 2475 nucleotides. RefSeq lists its product as hypothetical. The record is from RefSeq and is a predicted model, not a curated record. The transcript is spliced from 7 exons. NCBI's taxonomy places the organism in Eukaryota, Fungi, Ascomycota, Sordariomycetes, Hypocreales, Hypocreaceae. Bases 1 to 2475 code for a protein of 824 amino acids.